Molecule: messenger RNA, 1428 nt
Organism: Coccidioides immitis RS
Lineage: Eukaryota; Fungi; Ascomycota; Eurotiomycetes; Onygenales; Onygenaceae
Product: dipeptidase 1
Exons: 4
Coding region: 43-1428 (461 amino acids)
Biological process (GO): proteolysis
Molecular function (GO): metallodipeptidase activity
Source: RefSeq, a predicted model, not a curated record
UGGGAUAUCAAUCACAAAGAUUCCGCCGAACCCACGUCCACCAUGUCGGCCCGCGACAAUGAAAAAGGCUCGGCGCGGUCUCAGCCGAGUCACGCAGCGGCGUCCGAAAUCGAAAAUGUGCCGAGACCUUCCCGGCAACAGUCUUGGACGGGUACUAUGAUAAAGGUUUUUAUAAUUUGCGCGUGCGCUGGAAUAGUAUCCAAAUACAUAAUCCCUCUGGACUCUAUCUUUAAGUCUGUUCACAUAGACCCUCACGACUAUGCUACGAGAGCGAAUCGAAUACUGUCGACCACGCCACUAAUUGACGGACAUAAUGAUCUUCCAUAUCUUAUUCGACUAGAGACAAAGAACAAGAUCUACGAUCAUGAAAAAUUGCCGUUUCGAACCGGUUUGCUAAGUCAUACGGACCAAAUAAAGAUCCAGGAAGGGAAGCUUGGAGGUCAGUUUUGGAGUGUCUUUGUCGAGUGCGCGACAGACCCAAAUGCGGAGAUUGAUGAUCCCACGUGGGCGGUCAGAGAUACGCUUGAGCAGAUUGAUGUCACAAAACGACUCGUGCAAGAGUACCCUGACCUUCUCGAGUACUGCGAAUCGGCAUCUUGCGCCAAAGCUGCGUUUAAAAGAGGAAAGGUUGGCAGUUUUCUGGGAAUCGAGGGAGGUCAUCAAAUCGGAAAUUCGCUUGCUUCACUAAGACAAGUGUAUGAUCUUGGUGUACGCUACAUCACCGUAACACAUAAUUGUGACAAUGCGUUUGCCACUGCAGCCUCAACCGUCGCUGUUGGGAAACCAGAUCUUGGUCUGACGGAUUUCGGUCGCGAAUUCGUCAAAGAGAUGAACCGCCUUGGCAUGCUGGUUGACCUAUCCCACGUGUCCCAUCAGACCAUGCGAGAUAUCCUAUCUGUGACAAAGGCUCCUGUUAUGUUCUCGCAUUCCUCUUCGUACGCGCUCUCUAAGCACCUCAGGAACGUACCUGAUGAUGUGCUGAAUGGUGUUACCAAAAAUGGCGGUGUUGUAAUGGUUACAUUCGUACCCUCAUUCCUAAAAGUGGAUGAUCCUGCUUCUGCAACUAUCCACGAUGCAGUUGACCAUAUCCUCCAUGUAGCAAAGGUGGCGGGGUGGGAUCAUGUUGGCAUUGGCUCUGACUUUGAUGGUACUGCGGAUGUUCCCGAAGGUCUUGAGAAUGUCUCAAAGUACCCGCGGCUUAUUGAGCUUUUACUUGAGCGUGGAGUAACGGACGAGCAAGCUCGAAAGUUGAUCGGAGAGAAUAUCCUCCGUGUCUGGUCAAAUGUUGAAGAAAUAGCCGAGAAUAUCAGAGCACUGGGGGAGAAGCCCAAUGAGGAGACUUGGUCUGGUAGGAAAUGGACAGCGGCAAUCGAUAUUCCGAUGCCGUUUAUGUUUAAAGAUAGCGCAGAUAAACGAAAAGAAUUGUAA